Molecule: messenger RNA, 1512 nt
Organism: Diaporthe amygdali
Lineage: Eukaryota; Fungi; Ascomycota; Sordariomycetes; Diaporthales; Diaporthaceae
Exons: 2
Coding region: 1-1512 (503 amino acids)
Biological process (GO): hydrogen peroxide catabolic process; response to hydrogen peroxide
Cellular component (GO): cytoplasm; mitochondrion; peroxisome
Molecular function (GO): catalase activity; heme binding
Source: RefSeq, a predicted model, not a curated record
AUGGUCGCUGACGAUAAACCAACAUAUCGCUACAAUGAGAAGCCAGUGUAUACAACAUCCAAUGGCUGCCCUGUUGAGAACCCGUCCAGCUGGCAACGGCUUGGCCAGAAGCCAGGCCCACUGCUGUUGCAGGACUUCCACCUCAUUGAUCUCCUAGCUCACUUCGACCGCGAGCGUAUUCCUGAGCGUGUCGUCCAUGCCAAAGGCGCCGGUGCCUAUGGCGAAUUUGAGGUUACGCACGAUAUCAGUGAUAUCUGCUCUGUUGACAUGUUGAAUGGAGUGGGCAAAAAGACUCCGCUAGUCGCCCGCUUCUCGACUGUGGGAGGCGAGAAGGGUUCUGCUGAUUCUGCUCGUGACCCUCGAGGUUUCUCACUCAAAUUCUACACCCAGGAGGGUAAUUGGGACUGGGUGUUCAACAACACUCCCGUCUUCUUCCUUCGCGAUCCUACCAACUUCCCUCUCUUCAUUCACACCCAGAAGCGUAACCCUCAGACUAACCUCAAGGAUGCUACAAUGUUCUGGGACUAUUUGAGUAAUCACCAUGAGGCUGUCCACCAGCUGAUGCAUCUCUUCUCCGAUCGGGGAACGCCGUACUCGUACAGGCACAUGAACGGCUACUCCGGGCAUACCAUGAAGUGGACCAAGCCAGAUGGCUCCUUCGUCUACGUCCAGAUCCACUGCAAGACUGACCAGGGGAACAAGACUUUCAACAACGAAGAGGCCGGUAACAUGUCAGCCGAGAACCCAGACUGGCACACGCAGGACCUUUUCGAGGCCAUCCAGAGGGGCGAGUACCCAAGCUGGACCGUGUACGCGCAGGUCCUCACGCCGGAGCAGGCCCAGAAGUUCCGGUGGAACAUCUUCGACCUGACCAAGGUGUGGCCGCAGGCGGAGGUGCCGCUGCGGCCCGUGGGCAAGUUCACGCUGAACCGCAACCCGGAGAACUACUUCGCCGAGAUCGAGCAGGCGGCCUUCGCGCCGUCGCACCUGGUGCCGGGCGUCGAGCCGUCGGCCGACCCGGUCCUGCAGUCGCGCCUCUUCUCGUACCCGGACACGCACCGCCACCGCCUGGGCGUCAACUACCAGCAGAUCCCCGUCAACCGGCCCCUGCGCGCCUUCAACCCGUACCAGCGCGACGGCGCCAUGGCCGUCGACGGCAACUACGGCGCGAACCCGAACUACCCUUCCACCUACAAGCCGCUCACCUACCGGCCCGUGAGCGCCACCGCGGCGCACGAGGAGUGGCAGGGCCGCGCCGUCACGGCCGUCUUCGGGGAGAUCAGCCCCGACGACUACGCCCAGGCCAACGGACUCUGGCAGGUCCUCGGCCGCACCAAGGGUCAGCAGGAGAACUUUGUGCAUAAUGUUUCCGUGCACCUUUGCGGCGCGCACGAGGACACGCGGAAGAGGACGUAUGACAUGUUUGGGAUGGUGAAUGCUGAGCUUGGGCGGCGUAUUCGGGAGGCGACUGAGAAGAAUGUGAGGAACCAGAGUCACCCCUCCCCCUUUUAA